Messenger RNA from Bursaphelenchus xylophilus (pine wood nematode), 3909 nucleotides. Lineage: Eukaryota; Metazoa; Nematoda; Chromadorea; Rhabditida; Aphelenchoididae. The record is from the annotation of a GenBank genome assembly.
AUGGAUGCCAUGGGGCGUUUGGACGAGUGCCUAGAGCAGCUGAACCUAGGCGAGAGCCCUUGCAAGUCUUCUUCUGAACCGACUUACAGAUCGAGGGUUGAGUGAGUUUUUUCGGAUCUUGUUCUACUCGGCUUUCGACCUUGUAAGAGUAAUUUCUUUGAUUUAUCGAGCUUUUCUUCCCUUUGCGACUCGAUCUUUGCCUUAAAAUUAUAUUACAAUCGUAUUUUCAGUGACAUUGUGGCAUAUUAUGAGAAGAUGUUGUUGGCGAAUGCGGAGCAGUUGAUGAAUUUGGCGAAGGAAGAACAAUAUUCAUCGGCGCUACGCUCUUCUCGAAAUAUAUCUCCGUUUUCAUCUCCAACUACUCGCCGUCUCCCUGCAUCUCGUUUCCCUUGUUAUCGUUGGGAAUGUUCGAUAUCUGAUAACACUGUCAAUCGUUCUACUGUUCCUUCUCCCAACCGCUCAAAAAACAUUGCCUUUAUUGAAGAUCUCAGUCCUCCAGAGUCGACUUUUCUUUCCAAUGUUUCCACUUUCAACUCAUCUGGAUCGUCACCAUAUGUGAGUUGUUAAGUGACAAUAAAAGCAUUGCUUUAGUAUGGGUAUUAUGGCAACACUCCCCCGCAUUCGGCUGGGAGUACAUGGAGUGAUCUGAGUGAAGUGUUAUUUGAUCCAGAAGAUGAAGACAGCAGUGCCUAUCAAGUCCAACGAAUAACCCGAGCGUAUCGAACUCCUAAUCACUACCCUUUGUAAGUUUCUUUGUUUAUUUAAUUUAUUCUGUUUCUUGAUUUUAUAGGCCCGAAUGUCGAGAGGAAUCUUCGUUCGACACCACUGCUUCUACUGUUACUAAUUUGAAUACCUCUUCCUUUUCCGAGUCUUCUUGGAGCUUUUGGGGUUUGGAUAUUCCAGCAGAUGAGGAGUUUUUAAGUGUAGAAGAUACCUGCGAAGCCUCCUCGUCUAGUGUACAAGGAGACAUCAGCCCAUCUGUUCUUGGUCGAAUAUUCCAGUUCAAAAUAAAAGACGAAGUUAUUAAUAUUGAUUUUAAUGACGUAACAAAUGGAGUUAUCUACGAUUACUCAUGGAGAUUGGAUCUUUACGCUCCUCAAUUUAGGGUAGGUCCAAUAAACCUUACAGGGGAAAUACUCCAAGUGCGACGCUCAGAUUUUCUCUAAAUUUUGCACACACAUCGGGUAUGGACUAAAUAUCAAUUCCUGAAAGUUUUAGCUCGCGCUUUGCGGGCGCCGACGAGAUAUCGAACGAUUUUUGCCGCCGAGAGAGCACGCUAAACGUGGAAAGCGGUCAGAGAGAAAACACCUUUUUGGCCAUAACUUUGGCAGUUUCGAGCGGAAAAAUUUGAUUUUUUGUAGAAAUCCUUUACUUUACGGUUGAAAUAGGCAUGAAACUUUUCGAGCCGAAAUUCGGCAAAAAGUCCUAAAUUUUGGCCGACUUUUGGUCUAAAAAUCUCGGUUGUUUCUGCAAAGCGCGAACUAGAAUUCUCGCAUACAUCUUAUAAAAAAUUAUUCUAAAUUUGUGCCAAGUUUCAUCAAAAUCUGAGCGUCGCACUUGGAGUACUUCCCCUGUUAUUUGUAAACCUCAUGGGGCGAAUUGGAACCACUUUGUUCGUUAUUUCCCACAUAUGUGCUACACCUAUCUUCGACCGUUUCCAAUAUACAAUAGUUUUCUGGUAUCAAAAAACGGGAAAUAUGUGGAUUAAGGGAAAACAACGAAUUUGAACCUUUGGCCAAAAAUAUUCAAAUGGUCCACGAAAAUGAACCACCGCGAAAGUCUGUCCUCACUUUGACGGGCAUUCCCUCAAACAUAAGUAUGCUCAAUUUAAGCCAUUUCUGAUAAGUAGUCAUGUUUUAAUAAGUAGUACAGUGUUGUGAAAACAUGAAAUUGUGAAUUACAGUAGGUUAAUGAGAGAAUUAGGCAGACGUGUUAAAGCCAUAUGUUAUUGGGUGCUUACAGUCAUUUUAAAAACAAAAACUCAAAAUCGGUUUUUUCCUAGCUGGCGGCUAGCCGCGGCUGAUAAAGUGAUUCAGUACUCGCGUUUUAAUCGUUUUUGGUCUUUUGUAGAAUGCUUUAAUCGAACUAACCUUACGAAACCUAUCCAAGAUGUUGGACCAGAAUAUUACCCACGCUGACGUCAUCGAGAAGCCAUCCGGAUUGCGAAAAAGGUAAAAAGUCGGAUUGGAUUGUAUAUGUAGGUUAACGUGAAAAAUACGAUUUUUUUUUGAAUAGAUAUAAGGAUGAAUACAUAUAAGGAGCUCUCGAGAGCUCCCUGUCAAGAAAUCGGGAGUUAUUGCCUGUCAAGACGAAAAAUAUUAGAUCGCUCUGUCGUUAUAUUAAAUGCAUAGGCUUUGUUUUAGGUAGCAUAAAUAACUAGAUGAGGAGUCUUGUUCAUGUUUUACGUGUAACAAACAAAUAUUUAGAUUGGCUAAUUCCAUUCGUUCUCUGAAAUUAAAAAAAGAACAAAGGAAAGGGACGUUCCAACGGAAUCUGAAGGAAAUCCGCAACCGAAGUGACAUCAACUCCCCACUCCCAGUUUUCAUUCACUGUAUUAUGGAUGCGAUCUUAAACCAAGCCUCCCAGGCCGCUAAUACGGGAUUAUUCCGAACGGCCGCUCUCAAGACUCGAGUCGAAGAAUUGAGAAAAACUUGCGAAAAUCUAGAUGCGAAUGACGUACUGCCAUUAACCUUGGCUGAUUCCAGCAAUUUGAUUAUCUUGGCCGACAUCUUCAAACAAUUUAUUCGGGAGAUCCCUGGUCAAUUACUUUCAAAGCCCAUUUGGCAGUUGAUGAUGAAAUGUGUAAAUAAGAAGUGGUGUAAUCAGGAUGAACAAUUCGAUGCCCUCAGGGCGUGCAUUGCGUUGAUUGAUCUCGACAAAAGAGAUGCCUUGUGUAUCAUCAUGUUCUUUCUGAAACGAUUGUCAAAAUAUUCGGACGUUACUUUGGUAAGUUGAAGUGUGUUUAAACGUGAAAUUAUACUAAUCUUCCUGUAACAUGAUUGUAAAUUUUAUAGAUGACUGUUGACAAUUUGGUCUCUGUGUUUAUGCCCACCAUCUGCAAGCUUCAGAAUGAUAAUAACGAUACCCCAGACGACUACCUCGCGAAUUGUAAAUCUCUGACAGCCCUCCUGUCACUCCUAAUUUCUGAAGCUGAUGAUUUUUUCAAGUUGCCGACGGUGAUACUUGUUGAAUUAGAGAGCCCUCUUUCUUCGAAACGAAAGCGUAACAUGAAUGACCAUCUCAAAUAUGAUCAAAGACAGUUAUCGCAUUCCGGUAUUAUAUCGUCCUACUCUUUGAAAACAAACCAGGAAUAUCGUUCUGAUGCUGUCCUGGAGAUGAAUACCGUUGAUUUGUUUCGAUUUCUGAUAGAAAACAGAACCUGGGACCCGACAUUUACUUCGUAUCAGUAUUUAAAAACCGUCAGUGACGAUAUUGAACUAAUAUCAGCGCGAACGAAAUGGUGCCCUUCGGAUGCCGAAGCCAUUUGUAUUUCACGGCAAGUCUUUUGCUGAUCGACAAGUUUAUGAUUAAUUUAAAUUAGUAAAAACUUAAUUUCAGGAUGUCCACUAGACAUUACGCCAAGAUCAUUCGGAAGCACACUUUCAUCUUGAUUGAACGAUCAGCCCCGCUGGCUGUUUACAACUCGAACUCCACGGUCAUCCUCCGAAAACUUCAUUUUAUCCUCAGAAGAAUCGAUGCUCAUCGAACGAAUGUCACUUUUGUUUUAGGAAUAGAUUUUAGGUAUUUUUUUGUUAUUUUCGGUACCAGAUGUGCCAUGGGAAUCCUUUUCAUGAGACUUAUUUCAGAAACUCGAACAAGCAAGUAUCAUGCGACGAUCUCAUAAAACACACCUGUGAUGUCAUGGAAGCCCUAAAGGGUCGAUUUCAUACAGAUCCAAUAUAUUGUUAG